Molecule: messenger RNA, 1088 nt
Organism: Tigriopus californicus
Lineage: Eukaryota; Metazoa; Arthropoda; Copepoda; Harpacticoida; Harpacticidae
Exons: 2
Coding region: 186-1016 (276 amino acids)
Source: RefSeq, a predicted model, not a curated record
CUCCACUCUGUCAAAGCUUGCUCGGCGCUCGGACCAAAACCGGCAUUUGCUCUUCAAACUUUGGCAACAACGAACCAACUCAUCAGUGAUUUUCCAAACGAACUUGGAAGUGUCUUUGGCAGUUGUGGUUUGCAACAAUCCUCGGGAUUGUCAAACAGUAGAGUACUCGCACAAAUCAACGCAAAAUGGCUCAAAAUCGGAGAAUCUUCGACGAGAAUCGUGCCGUAUUCUCGUCGCUGGAAGAUCAAUUUGAUCACGACUAUACGGAUAUCGUCACCAGUUCAUCCUCUAAUGGUGUUCUUUCAUUCGGAGACGUAUCCGAUGAUUACAUCGAUUACUACAACGCAGAUUCCCUCCCAGAACCAAUCACAUCCCCCACACCCAAUCAUAAACGCCUCUUGGACGAUGUAGAUUUGUCCGAUUACACCAAUAUUACCAAAAUCGUUCUCGAGCCCCAAGAAUGGGACUCUCGAGAUUUCUUUAUCGAAACCGUGGGAGGGAAAGUGUGGUUGGUGCCUUUGGCCAUCGCAGCAGGAGUGGUAGUGGGCGUGUUGUGUUGGCUCUUGUGGGUGAGCAUCUUGAAAAUGUCGGUUGAAAGUCGACGAAAAGCCAAGCGGCUGAUUCGAUCACAUAGCCGUGGUGCCAUCUUCAGUCCGCAAGCCGUCAGAAGUCGGACGCAUCCGGGGGACAUCCCGGUGACUUUGCUCAACCAUUCGUCAGUGUUGGAAGGCUCGACGUCGAGUCGAUCCGGACCCACGAACCAGGAGAUCACCUUGGCCAUCGACAACAUGGAAAUGGCCAUGGACAAUAUGGUUCGAGAGAUCCAGAGCCGACAUGAGGAGCCUUCUCGGAGUUCCACGCCUGAAACGGGCAAGAGCUCCUCGCCAGUGUUACCUGCUUCCGAAAGUGAUAACUCGAGCUCGUCGAGUUCAUCUGUGAUAUCUGUUCAGUCUGUGGUUCAUCGUGAGGAUACGGAUGAACCACCCAUUGAUAGUAGGAAUGUGACCAAGUUCUAGGAAUCUUGUUCUCCUUUACUUUGCCUCAUGUUUCAAAGUAAUGCUAGGAAUUAAAUAAACUUUGUAACUUGA